This is a messenger RNA of Caenorhabditis briggsae, 888 nucleotides long. The record is from RefSeq and is a predicted model, not a curated record. NCBI's taxonomy places the organism in Eukaryota, Metazoa, Nematoda, Chromadorea, Rhabditida, Rhabditidae. The transcript is spliced from 4 exons. The coding region runs from base 1 to 888 and encodes 295 amino acids.
AUGAUUGAACCCAAAGAAGAGAUCCCGUCUUUUUGCUCGGACGCAUCAAGUUCGUCUUUCAUCAAAAAGGAACCAACUCCAUGCGCGAGACCUUUCGUUUAUCACAGAGCAACCUAUAAAAAUCACUCGUUGACAGCUUUUUUGGAUGUUUUGGCGGAUAAUUAUAAAGAUCUCAUCAUCGAAGAGCUUUCCGAAGAUUCCACCAUGAAAGAUGGAGUGGAGCAUGAGAUCCCAUCUCUCUACUGCACAAAAUGCGGAACAGAUGUUGCUAAUCGCUCUGCAUUGCUGAAUCAUUUUGUCACAACUCAUCUCAAUGAAAGCGACAGAUAUGAAUACGAGAGCAUCGAAAUGUUUAAAAUCGAGAGCGGACGCGAGAACGCUGUUUCUUACCUUCAAGAUUCGUUUGAAACACAAAUAAAGCAGUGCUUCGUCAAAAGAAAGUUUGAAAAUGAGAAUGCCGUUUUGAAAGUUCACUUCAAUUCUCCUCUAGCUUCUUUUGUUUCGUUGAAGAACAUGAAGAUCUACCUGGACAGAGCUCACAUUGAAAAAACUAAUGUCGAGCAGAAAAUCGUUCAAAUUGACCUCCAGCAAGGGGAUACCUCGUACCAGGUGGAUUUCGAUUUCGCACCUGUUGAGCUGAAUAACCAACGUGUUCGCAUCGGAAGAGAAAAAAGACGACUAAUGAAGCAAGAAGAUAAAUUGGCCAAGUUCCUCUCGAUCGAUCCCACUGGUGAACUCAAGGUUGAGCCGGAAAUCAAGUCUGAAAUGAUGGAAAUCAAGGCUGAACCGAUCAAGUCGGAGCCCUACUCUCCAAGGGAAUCUACCAUCCAAUACAAUGCAGAAAUCAAGUCAGAGAUCAAAACUGAAAUCAAAAUGGAGCAGGAAUAA